Torulaspora delbrueckii is the source of this 1047-nucleotide messenger RNA. It is a transcript of the gene SFK1, whose product is annotated as Sfk1p. Lineage: Eukaryota; Fungi; Ascomycota; Saccharomycetes; Saccharomycetales; Saccharomycetaceae. The record is from RefSeq and is a predicted model, not a curated record. Gene Ontology annotation, cellular component: plasma membrane. Bases 1 to 1047 code for a protein of 348 amino acids. The transcript has a single exon.
AUGCCCAUUCCCAAGCCUGGUAACUAUUUUUUUCUCGUACCUAUCGUGGCGCUAGUGCCCUGGUAUGGUAUGCUUAUGGCUAUGCUCAUCUGCUGGGCAGGGCAGGGACAUCCUCUGUAUGCUUUCAUGGAUCCUGAAGACAAACAGAACGUUGUGUAUAUCUCUGAUAUCGGUGCCACUAAUCUAAAUCCAUUGUUUAUCGCAUGUGCCGGUUGGCAGGGUCUCUUCUAUGUCGUUACUGUCGCCUGUGAGUUUUAUCAAAGAUCCGGUUACUGGCCAUUCCGUCUCCGGGCCAAUUAUAAGACCAGUGCAGAUGACGGUUCUACCAGUGAGUUAUCUGUGAACACCAUGAAGUCUCAAUAUAGUGAAAUGCUUGCUUCAGCGAGGUUUCUGAUGCCUCCAUGGUACACUCGUGAUGAGAGGAAUUUGAUCUUUGCAUCAUUUGUAAAUGGUCUAAUAGGUGAACUUGCGCUACUGUUCUGUUCUAUUUUCACGACGGCCAAAUACCAUACGGUUCAUAUCACUAUGGUGGUUAUCUUUAUCAUUUUCCUAUUCUUUUCGGUGUGCUGUAAUAUCGCAGAGUAUAUGGUCAUGGGAAGGCACUAUGCGUUGUUACAUCCGCUAGCAUUUCAAGGUACAGGUAGUCAGCCCGUCACAAUAGAUCAAUUGAAAUGGUACCAAUGGAGAGGACAUGUUUGGAACAAAUUCACCAUUAGUGGUGUAUCCAAAAUCGUUUGGCUCAUAUUCGCUAUAGUUUGGGCCAUUUGUUUUGCAGCUAUUGAUGAUGACUCCAAGAGUGCCUGUUUCGAAUGGUUAUUAGCGUUCUGGCUCGGUCUCUACUUCAUCAUGCUAUCAAUCGACUUUUAUUUCGGUGGUAGGUAUAAGAAAUCUCGUUAUUUCCAACACGUACAGUCCUUCUCUGGUUACUAUAAGUACGACGAGUUUCUAGCCAGUACCAAUUUCCAUCAUGUUUCCAUACCUGAUGAGGGAGAAGAAGUGGUCAUCCAUGAUGCAGAACCUGUCUCCAUGAGGGCAGUCGUGGUUUGA